Molecule: messenger RNA, 4755 nt
Organism: Capra hircus (goat)
Lineage: Eukaryota; Metazoa; Chordata; Mammalia; Artiodactyla; Bovidae
Gene: TSPAN9
Product: tetraspanin 9
Exons: 7
Coding region: 592-1584 (330 amino acids)
Cellular component (GO): membrane
Source: RefSeq, a predicted model, not a curated record
GUCGGGCCGGGAUUUCGCAGGGGGAGCCCAGCGGUGGUUGCAGCUGCGGCGGAUCCCUCGUCACUAGCCGCCGCGCGCGCGCCCGGCAGCCCAGGGCCCCGGGGCAGCUCCGCAAAGUCGCGGAGCGAGAGGAGGCGGGCUCUCGCAAAGUGGCCGGGCCGGGCUGAGACUGAGAGAGGUGUGCCCUGGAGCCCGAGCCCGGCGCCCCGGUGCCUCGUGUGGAGCGGCGGUGCAGCGCCUGGGAGGCGAGCUGACGUUUGGGAUCGAGAAAUACAAUCGCAGCCUCUUCAGAGGCACUAAGUUACGCCGGCAAGCCGGCGCCCGGGGAGCGCGCGUGCAGCCAAGCCGCGCUGCAGAGCCCUCCCGGGCCGGCCGGUGGGAAGCGGGGCCCUCACCCCUCCACCCCCACCCCCACAACCCCCACCCCGGCUCCAGCGCGGAGUCCGGCCGGCGGCGCGCCCGGGGGCUGAGCCGGGGCGUGCGAGGCUCCUCCGACCCUCUCGCAGCCCAGCGCCCCUCUCGGGCGCCCCUUCCGUGCCACUCCGGGAGCGAUGCCCCCCGCCCCCCGCGCCCGCCGGGAGCGACGCGAGCAUGGAGAAGUCGAGUAGCGAGGAUUCUUCGAUCCACCGGAGUCCAUCUUUGGACAGCAAGGACUCGGACUUUGCCAAGCCGUCCACCUCGGGCCGCCCGUUCGGCCGCGGCUUCACGGCCGGCGCCUUCUACGGCACCGCGGGCUCCCGCGGCCAGAGCCACGCCGAGGCCGGCGUGAAGACCGACAAGUACAAUGCGCCCAAAGGCAGCAAGUACGUGGUGUUUUAUCUGGACCUGUCCUUUGUUUUCCUCCUAGAAUUUAAGAAGUGCAACAUGGCCAGGGGCUGCCUGUGCUGCCUCAAGUACGCGAUGUUCCUCUUCAAUCUGAUAUUCUGGCUCUGUGGCUGUGGGCUGCUUGGAGUGGGCAUUUGGCUGUCCGUGUCGCAAGGCAACUUUGCCACCUUCUCCCCCAGCUUCCCCUCACUGUCAGCAGCCAACCUGGUCAUCGCCAUAGGCACCAUCGUCAUGGUGACGGGCUUCCUCGGUUGCCUGGGGGCCAUCAAGGAGAACAGGUGCCUCCUCCUCAGCUUCUUCAUUGUCCUGUUGAUCAUCCUCCUGGCAGAGCUGAUCUUAAUUAUCCUCUUCUUUGUCUACAUGGACAAGGUGAAUGAGAACGCCAAGAAGGACUUGAAGGAGGGCCUGCUCCUGUACAACUCGGAGAACAACGUGGGGCUGAAGAACGCCUGGAACAUCAUCCAGGCAGAGAUGCACUGCUGUGGCGUCACCGACUACAGAGACUGGUUCUCGGUGCUGGGGGAGAACACGGUUCCCGACCGCUGCUGCAUGGAGAACUCCCAGGGCUGCGGACAAAACAACACCACCCUCGUGUGGAGGACGGGCUGCUAUGAGAAGGUCAAACAGUGGUUUGCUGACAAUAAGCACGUGCUCGGCACGGUGGGGAUGUGCCUUCUAAUCACACAGAUUCUGGGCAUGGCCUUCUCUAUGACCCUCUUCCAGCACAUCCACCGGACUGGGAAGAAGUACGACGCCUGAGCGGCUGGCCGAGCGCCCCGGCCCCCGCAGACACUGUGCGAGGGAGGAGGCCUUCAGCUCUGUGUCGCCUGCACCUCCAGACUGCUGACCCCUGCAUCCCCACCCUGGCCUGCCUUCCUGGCCACCUGCCGCAGCCUUGUCGGUGGGCGGAGGCCGCAGGCGGGGGAGGAAAUGCAGAGACCUUGGGGUGCUGGGGCGCCCGGAUUCCUGUGUAUUUGCCAAAGAAGACAGGGUGGGUGGGUGGGGGGCGUGCUCCUGGAGCCCCCAGCACUGAUGCGUUUCUGCCCUGUCUUUCUUCCUCAGCUGACACUUUGUCUCCCCCGCAUGGCAUGGGGUGGGGGUAGGGGCGCUCAGGGCUGCCUUCUGGUGGAGAGACUGCUCAGUAGGGCCCCGGUGCCCUCCAGCCACCCGGAGGGGGUGUGCACUGGCUGGGGGCCGGCUGACCGUCUCCAGGCCGGGCUGGGCUGUGGGAGUGUCUCACCCAGACAUUUUAUACCUUACAGUGUAACUUUUUUCUAAAUUUUAUUUUACUCUGAUUAUGAUUAUUCAGGAAUACUAUCUCUCAGAUAAGUUUAGGGUUAGCUUUCUGAUUUAUAACUUUGUACUGCGUUGAUUUUCUGUAAUGGUUUGGUUUUCUUUCUGUGGGUGGGGGACGGGAAGGGACAGGGCACGUCCGUUCGUCUGGUUUCUAUCAGGACAGACCUCUGGGCACACUCAGGAGGCUGUGGCCAGGAUGCACUGAGGGAGGGGGGAGCCUGGGGGAAGGUGGCAGGGGAGACAGGGGUGCGGGAGGCACGGGAUGGAAGCGAGACACAGGGCAGGGGGUCUUCUGGGGGCUGGGGGUGCUUUGCCAGGAACGAGGCCGAGCAGGCGUGGGUCCUUACGCAUCUCUGAUGAGCAGUUCUUUUUCCUUCUUCCUCCCACCUGCCCUCUGCGGGCUGGGAGGCUCCCCUUCCACCCCUUGCGGGGGAUUCCCGCGACAGGUUCUGCAAACCCGUUAUUUCACAGACAUUCCUGCUAGAAACUCUCGGACAAAUACCUCUCUAGUUCAGAUGCUGCUCACUCUCUCACAUUGCUUCUGGAAGGGGAAGCAGUCCUUCCGUGGAGCUGCUCAGAAGUGACAGAGGACCCACGACCUCCAGAGGGGAGGGCGGGGGGAGCCGUGAUGGUCCGGCUGGAGUCAUUGCUGGGAGGGAGGGAGGGAGGGGUGGAUGUCCACCCGGCUGCCAGGACCCUCAGCUCCUUGCUCGGGGUUCACUGAUGCGGCGGUGGCUGGUGAUCAUGUCCUCUGCGACCCCAAGGGAAAGCAGAGGAAACUCGAGUAAACCCAGAGGGAUCCUGUUACGGUGGCCCCAGGACAAAGCAACCUGAGUCAGACAGCUGGGGGGUGUCCGGCCGCAGCCAGGUGCCCCCACCAGGGUUCACGCUGGUCUAAGCAAGUUGUGCAGUUGAAAUAUAAGUUAAGAAUCUGUAGGGCUGAGCUUGGAAAGAUUCCUCACCAGCUAGCACUUCCCCAGACGGGCCCCCGCUUUGUCUCCUCCCCAUCCUGUGUGUCCAAGAGCUGACACCCAGCCAGCACCCCCUUCUCUCCUUAAGCAUAAGACGGUUGGGACCAGCAGUGCAGAACUUUUGUGUGUUCAAGGGUCGUGCUUCUGGGUGGUGGGGAGCGGAGAAAAGGGUGGUCUCGGUGAGCUGGGUGAAGUAGAGACCUCCUCCCGGGACAGGAGUGGGGGUGCCUGUGGGCGAGCUUGUGGGCGGGGUUUGGGAGGAGGAUAGGCCGGUGCACACAGGACCGGCCCUCCCCACCCUCUGGGCCUGACUUCCUGGAAAGGAGCUUCAGUGGCUCCCCUGGGAACCCAGGUCUGCAGAGCCCAGAAUAGACGUGCACCCUGCCCCCUUGAGGCACCCUCAGCACACGAGCAUUUGAGUGGCGCAUUGGGACUGCGGCGUAGUGUUUGUUUUUGAGGGGCCGUUGUUUAUGCCUAUCAAUGCAAUUUUAAAGUUUCGUUAAAAUCAACAGGAAAAGCCUAGCACCUUGGGGGUGAUUGGGUCUCCCUGGAAUCUCAUGUUUCUGGAGCUUAGGGGGUGCCCUCCAGCCCUGGGGCCCUUGCCUCAGUCUCCCUCCUCCUGCCAGCCACCCCGCCUCGUCCAUCUGUCUGCAGAGCCUUAUCCACAGUUCCCCAAACUGCCUUCUUGCCUGACCCUGUGCUUGGCUGAUCGGUCAUUUGGCCGCGUCCGCAUGGGGCAGCAGGCUCUGUGUACCAGGGGAGAGCCCUUCUGCGACCCUUUUUCCGUCGUGCAGAGCGGUUCCCCUGCUGCACAGAAGGCACGCUGCGUGCUGUCAAGUGACGGGGCUUGGCAUCUUCUCGGUGUCUCCUGACUCUGGGCUCACGCCAGAGCUACCUGAGUAAGUCCCCUCCCUGGCAGCUCCCUGCCCAGGUCAGAGUCAGUUCCAGGGGGUCUGAUGCAGGCAGGUUAGAGUGGACUCCAAAGGCCAAGGUUCUGCAGCCUUUAGGGGCAUGCCUGCCUCCACCCGGCCUUUCUCUGCAGCCAGGUGGGUGCAGGGCAGGUGGGCAAGCAGGGCUGAGCACCGCCCCUAGGGGCAGCAGUUGUGCGACCCCCCACCCCCAGCUCCCCCCUGCCGCCAGUGUGAGCCUCUCACUCUGGCAAGGCUGCUGAUCGCCCUCCCACCCCUCUGAGACCCUCAAGCAGGUGUUCUGGUUUGACUCGGACCUGUUGGCCAUCCCUCCUUGCUCUGGUGGCCAAAGCAUGGUCCAGGUGGAUGGAAAGGAGGUCCCCACCUCUCCGGCCCCUGCCCACCGCUGGUGGAGGUGCUAACAGCAGGGACCUGGCCGGACAGAGCCAGGAGGUGCCCUGCAGGGCUGGCCUGUGGUGUUCCCGUCCUCCCAUCCUCCCCUCUUUGCGGCCGGGUCCAGGGUACGCCCCCGCCUCCCUCCUGACCGGGCCCCCCGUCGAGGGCGAGGCUGGGGCUCCUGCCCGCACCCCGUCCACCGGGGAGACAUGGCCGAGCGGGGUCCCGUGGGCUGGUUUCAGCGCACUUUUCUGCUUGCGAUGCCACAUCUGUACGCUUCCUUCAUCCUGGUCCUGGCUGUGGAACGCCAUGUUUUUAGCAUGUUUUUAAAUAAAAGCUGGUAACGUGUCAAAAGCACA